Messenger RNA from Centropristis striata (black sea bass), 978 nucleotides. RefSeq lists its product as uncharacterized. Bases 153 to 815 code for a protein of 220 amino acids. The record is from RefSeq and is a predicted model, not a curated record. Gene Ontology annotation, molecular function: transmembrane signaling receptor activity. Gene Ontology annotation, biological process: cell surface receptor signaling pathway. Lineage: Eukaryota; Metazoa; Chordata; Actinopteri; Perciformes; Serranidae. The transcript has 4 exons.
CUGAUUUUUAACUCUUUGCGUCCCCAGAUGAUUCCGAGCCGGCCUCACUCACGCCGUUCCCUGACUUGGCUCAGCUGUUUGAGUACGAGAACCUGUCCCUGAGCUGCGGGUUCAACAGCAGCUUCUCCGGGUGGAAGGUCGUCCGGUCCAACAUGAACCCCAUCUGUGGAGAAAAGUAUGGGAAGGCUGACGAGUCCAGCUGUAAUAUCACCUACGGCAAGAAGUACGACAGCGCCACCUAUUGGUGUGAGUCUCCUACAAAGCAGAGGAGCAACUCUCUGGACAUCACUCUGUACGACAAGGGGGUGACCCUGCAGAUUCCUGUCCUCCCUGUGAUGGAGGGACAUGAUGUCACUCUGCGCUGUAAAAAAUGGAAAUCCCCCGACUACGCAGCUGAGUUCUAUAAAGAUGACUCCCUCAUCAGCACUGCGCCUGAAGGUCACAUGACCAUCCGCCAUGUUUCCAGGUCUGAUGAAGGUCUCUACAAGUGCAACAUCAGCGGUGUUGGAGUGUCUCCAUCCAGCCGGCUGCUGGUCAGAAGUCGUCAUGGUGCUGCGGGUCCCGCUGCAGAGCCCACUGCAGAGCCCACUGCAGAGCCCACUGCAGAGCCGACCCCGUUACUGCUGACAGUGAUGCGCCACCUGCUGGUGGUGUUUCCGUACUGCAGCGCCACAGCGCUCAUGCUGUCGGUGUAUCGACGCAGGUCCCCAGGGAGGAAGCAGCCUGUUUCCAUGACGAUGUCCCCGACCAGCAGGGAUGAUGACCCCAACUAUGAUGAUGUGGACGCUGAUGUCACCACCGAGCAUCAUUUCUAAACGUUCUCUCCUCAUGUACAUUUUAAUUACUUUAAAAAAGAUGUUUUUCUAUUUUUGUACAUGAUACGGCUGGAGUCGUUUUGGUUUGUGUGAUUAUUAUGUCUCUCAGGGCCUCCUCCUGCUCCUCCUGCUCCUCUGAGGGCCUCCUCCUGCUCCUCAGAGG